UUCAGCACCRGAGCUGUUCGUUGCUUGCUUUGGUGGGGACUCAGAAUUGCGUCCACUGCUACUGCUGCUGGGAGCAUAAACUGCUGUGCCAUCCAUAUCCCCCCUCCUCCCCGGCUCUUCCCCCACCCCCACCCCCCCUGCGGGGCUGCAGACGGGCCGAGCAAAGACUUCAUCUGAGCAAAGUGUUGCCAUGCUGGACGGCCGGGAUUGAGGAUAAAGUCUCCAGUAAGUCUCGGUGAACACCAGUCUCUACGCCAUGGGAGUGCUCAUGUCAAAAAAACAGCAGGUGGAGAAGGUCCAGAAAUGCAGCGCCGUCGUCUCGGCCUUCCAGGCAGGCCUGAAGGACCGCCCGGCCAAGCAGGUGGAAGGAGAGUCAGAGGAACACGAAGGGCCCGCCAAAUCCUCGGGCGACUCCACCGAGAAAACCACCGAGGACGUGAAGCAGGAGGAGACGGAAAACAGCGGCGGCCCGUCGACCUCCCAGCAGGCUCCAGCUCCGGUCAGGGACGAAUGCAAAGUCAACCAGGAGGCCUGGUCGAGGUUACGGGACGGCAAGGGGGUGGAGCCUGAGGACCUGGACAAGAGCCAUCAGCUCACGCCUCCUGCUUUUGUGCGACCGAAACGAGAACCUGAUGAUGACCAGCCUGUUGAGGUGGAACUGAACACGAAAGAGCAGCCRCCCAGCGACGAGAUGUGUGACGUGUGCGAGGUGUGGACGGCCGAUGACUUGUACCCGUGUAAGAUUUGCACACGGGUGUUCCAUGACGGCUGUCUGCGGGAGCUGGGCUACCUGCGUGCCGAGGCCUUGCAGGAGAUGAGAGAUACAGCCCACAAUGUCACCGGCUGGAGCUGCUACUAUUGUGACAAUGUGAAUCUUCUCCUAACAGAGGAAGAGAUGUACAGUCUAAUGGAGACAUUCAAACAGUGCAAAAUCAUCCCAGAGUCGUGCCUGGUGUCGGACGAGCUGCUGCAGUACCGCCACUUUGUAUCCAAGCAGCAGUUUGAUAAGGACCUGAGUGAUGAGCAGGAGGAGGAGGUCUUGGCCCAAUUUGCUUCUUUGGAUCCUGAGAAGAAGGGUCACAUUGAGUGGUCAGACUUCCUCUACUUUGAGUCUCUGGCUGUUUUGAGGAAGUUUCGCUCCGAGAACUCACUGGUGCGUCUACUGACCGCAAAGGAAAGAGACAAGGCGAGGUCAGUUUUCCUUGGCCUGGAUAAAAAUGGUGUGAUCACAAGAGCAGAAAGCCGCCAGGCCCAGCAGUCCUGGUUCCACAAACUCAAAGACUCUCAGUCCUGCAAUGUGAGUAUAAGUCAUGUUGGGCCCAUAUGUGAAAGCAGCCCAGCCAGUUCUGACAGCGAAAGGAGCAAGACUGAUGAAAGCAGGCCGGUGACCUGGGCAGACUUUUUAAGGGAGAGUGCCAUCUACAUCCUGGCUGCCCGACCCAAUAGUUCUGCCAUGCACGUCCGGUUGCCCCUAUAGUCCCGAGAUCCUCUGCUGCAGCCUGCGGAGAGAGGAAGAUUUCACAGAGGAGCGGGGGGUGGAAGACAAGUCGUGUUGAUGUGAUGUCUGAGGGCUGAAACUGAAGAAACUGGCUGAACAAGCUGAGGAGGAGAAGAAGGAAAAAUGAACAGAGACUCUGCCUCUUUCUGUGUCACUUCAACACCAAAACACGGGCAGCACACGACACGUUUGACAGACAUGAGUGACGGCAGCUGUCAUAGGUCCAAACUUUGAGAGUUUCCAAUUUACAGCUUGUAGGAAAUCUGAUGGGAUAAACUCCAUCCCACUCACAAUUAGGAACUGAUAUGUCUGAAAAUCUGGGCAUCUUCACAGGCAGAGAAAAAACCCAGGUUGCUGCCGUGUAAGCUCCAACUACACACCUUUCUAAGUGGGUGCAUUGGUGUGACAGCUAUUGCUAUUUUAAGUAUUCAUCACUAUGGGCUUUAUCAUGUGGUAUUUAAACUCAAUGACACUAUAUCAGAAUUGUGUUUCACAAUAAUCAUUUUCAUCACACUGCUGCACAGWGCCCCUUGCAAAUCCAUGCUAUUCACAGAACUGCUAUACACACCUGUAUAAGUUAAGAACAUUAAACAGCUGUAUUUAUUCCUGUAUCUUAUAAUGUAUCCUCGGUUUCUCCCACUUUCACCGACAAGUCUGUGUUCUUCUAAAYGACUAACCGUGAAAAAGAAGUGAGCAYUGAUGAACGUUAACCCUGUAAGUGAAAUGUAUAUAUCCUACCGUAUAGUGCAUAUCGCUCCAGUUGUGCUCUCAGAGUUGCACUAAGACAAGGUUAGAACCAAUCGCUUAUCCUGUUCCAGUCACAUUAUUUGCACUGUGAGAAAUGAAUGAGUUGCAGUUUAACUAUUGUUUGGCGUAAUCACUGUAAUGAGUUACCGAAGGAAAGUGUAACCUGAAACUUGCAUUGGUUUUCUUUGCUGCUGAGCAGAAACACGUUAAAUGUUUCUAAGAAAAGCUGUAUAAUCAGGUAAUGGAURAGGUUACAGAGUGUAAAUGAAAAUUCCCUUUAAACCACUGGCCAUUGUGUAGUGUUUUUGGAGGUUUUAUUUAAUAUAAAUGAUAAAAAGUGAACUGAAACGUGUUAGUCRGAGAGAUAUGUCGAUGUUGAAAUAAACACUAGGCAUUUACACUUGUUCAGAA
Messenger RNA from Austrofundulus limnaeus, 2656 nucleotides. RefSeq names its product PHD finger protein 24 (gene phf24). The record is from RefSeq and is a predicted model, not a curated record. Gene Ontology annotation, cellular component: nucleus; cytoplasm. The transcript has 8 exons. NCBI's taxonomy places the organism in Eukaryota, Metazoa, Chordata, Actinopteri, Cyprinodontiformes, Rivulidae. Bases 257 to 1477 code for a protein of 406 amino acids. Gene Ontology annotation, molecular function: transcription corepressor activity.